Messenger RNA from Pocillopora damicornis (cauliflower coral), 2058 nucleotides. RefSeq lists its product as uncharacterized. NCBI's taxonomy places the organism in Eukaryota, Metazoa, Cnidaria, Anthozoa, Scleractinia, Pocilloporidae. Gene Ontology annotation, cellular component: membrane. The record is from RefSeq and is a predicted model, not a curated record.
AAGUCUUUGACGUAAGUGCAUAAUAAACCAGCAGUUCUUUCCGCGCAAUAUCCGCAAUGGCCCGUAAAGCCAGCGACAGGAAAGUCAGAUUGACUCCGUAAGUUGAACAAGAUGGCCUUGAGCGCUAAGUCUCUCCGGCUGUUGUCCUUCGUCCAUGUAGCGCUUGGUGUUUUAGCGAUUAUCGGAGGUCUUGCCGCAAUGUUAGUGACAAAUUAUUACAAUGGACUGUAUGGCAUGGGCAUCUGGCUAGGCUGCUGGAGGCAAUAUUUGCCUUGUCCAAAAUUUUCCUUUUUGUUGCAGGUAACACUUGCAAGCAGUAAUAGCCGUCAUUCAUCAUUAUCUCGUUAUUCCCAACGGAACAUUGCUACUUUACCCAUAGCAGAGUUAGGGUAUAGUCAUCAGAACUGGGCAGAGGUUGUCUUCCAAGGAGCUAUACCCCAACCCCUACAGCCUAUUCAAGGUCAUUUCCUACAGCAUCCAGAUUUUCAGUUUUUUGCACCAUACAAAUUACCGAAUUAUGCUGAACUUUACCCAGAGGGCAUUGUUAACCCUGGCAACACACCUGCCAGUGAGGACACCAGGCUACAGAUUGUGCCAAAUGAACCACCUCCAGCAUACACACCAACAGAAAACCAAGAACUUUGUCAGCUUCCUGGCUCUUCAUUGGGUGCCUCCUUAAAUUCACACACAGCAUUGCCAACUGAAGGAAGUGCAUCAGGUCAAGGGUCAACAACAAAUAUUUCGGCUAGAACCUUGACACCAGAAAAUACGAAUGUAUCAGAAGCAACAAGAGUGUCACAACUUUCCAGUAGAGAACACCCACAAUUUUCAGAGACACCGUCAGAAAAUCUAGUAUCAUGUACCUCAGUUCUUACGCUGCAUGCGGAGAAUUCAACUUUUUCAUCACUACCUGUGACAUCUUCAGUAGCAGAUACUUCAGAAAUUGUUAGAAGAUCCUCAAGUUUUUCAUCUGUAUCACCAGAAGUUUCUUUGACUUCACUACCAAACUCAGUGCAACUCACUCUAGACAUGGAUCACAUAGCAUCAUCUGAAUCACAAAACAACACUGCACAUCGUGAAACUGUUACUACUCCUGUUGAGACAAAUGGAGAUACAUUCACAGUGAUAACUACAUUGUAGCCAAGAAAAUAACCACCAUACUGGCUAACAAGAGAAAAAAAAAAAAAGAAGCAUAGCCUUUCUGGAUUGCUAGAGAAUGACAUUCCCUGAAGAAUGUUAACUGUUACUGUUUUGCUUCAGCCUAUAGGCCUGGGCUGAAUAGAUGAGCUGAACAAAUUGGAUUAAACCACUUUGAUAUGGAGAGGGCUUGAAAUUUGGCUAUGCCUGAACAGCUGGACCCAUUUUCUAAUAACUAUGAAUCUAGUCAUAAUAAGGGGUCAGGAAUGGUAGAGCUCCCAAAGUAAAUAUCCUUUGUUGAAUCUCUCUUUUACGGUUCUUGACAACUAAACAUAACAUAGUUCCUGAGAACUUGGCUUACUUUAGGAAGAAUUUCAUGUCCACUUUUUGACACAUACAUAUUAAUCUGAUAAAAAUUAAUUUGCAGACAAAUACCCUGCUAAGGGUUACCAAUUAGUAUGGUAUCCACUCCUUCCUCCUUUUCCUCAGCCUUUUUUAACAUUGGCAAACCAAUAUCACAUUUUUGUAUGUAAACUAAAGAGUUGAAACAUUUUCUUUGAGAUGGGAGCAAAAGUAAUUUCUAGCCCUAAUGUACAGCUUUUUUCCUAUCCUUUUUGAACCUGUCUUUGAUAUAAAGUUUUGUACCUAUGGCAACCAUUUUUGCUGCACUGUGGUACAAAAUAAAAAUAUCUCUAUUUUUGGCAAAAUGUGUUUAAUCUUUUACAUGAUCCCCCUGCACCUACUUAGUAAAUUUAAUAUACACUCAUAUUUAAGUAAAGUGGCUUAAAAGCAGGACAUAAUCCAAUUUAGCAACUUUAUUAUUUAAUAGGUGUAAAUAUAUUUUCCUACAAAUUCAGUUGUGAUAUGCCAUUAAUAAUUGCAAAUUUCAUGGUAAAUAAAAAUAUUAAUAUUUUGUUCAUA